Molecule: messenger RNA, 1578 nt
Organism: Talaromyces proteolyticus
Lineage: Eukaryota; Fungi; Ascomycota; Eurotiomycetes; Eurotiales; Trichocomaceae
Product: putative flavin-containing polyamine oxidase
Exons: 7
Coding region: 1-1578 (525 amino acids)
Molecular function (GO): oxidoreductase activity
Source: RefSeq, a predicted model, not a curated record
AUGCUCUACAAAAUUAUUACCGUAGCUGCGCUGCUAAAUGCAGUAUCGGUCCUAGGAAGUCCCGUUUCCAACGGGCAGGACCAGACAUGCAAAAAGACCAAGGUCGCCAUUCUUGGCGGCGGUGUUGCAGGUAUCACAGCGGCUCAAUCUCUGAGUAAUAAUUCUGUGGAGGAUUUCAUCAUUCUUGAAUACAACUCUGAAAUUGGCGGCCGUAUGCGACAUACUACGUUCGGAAAAGAUGCAGAUGGAAAGCCAUUGACAGUUGAAAUUGGCGCGAACUGGAUCCAGGGUUUGGGAACUCCUGGUGGACCUCAAAACCCAAUUUGGCUCCUGGCUCAAAAAUAUGGUGUCAACAACACUUAUUCCAACUACAGUUCCAUUCUAACCUACGACGAGACUGGGUUCAACGAUUAUAGUAGUCUUUUUAACGACUAUCAAAAUGCAUAUUCGACGAUGGAACAGCUAGCAGGGACAGUUCUGAAAGAAAAUCUCCAAGAUCGCAGCACGCGAGCUGGUCUGACCCGUAGCGGUUGGAAACCGAAAAAAGACAAGAAGGCGCAAGCCAUUGAAUGGUGGCAAUGGGAUUUUGAAUACGCAUAUGAGCCUGAUAUUAGCUCAUUGGUAUAUGGAAUCGUGAACUAUAACACAUCUUUCUAUCAAUGGUCAAACGUGAAUAAUUUCGUCUGGGACCAGCGCGGGUUCAACACUUGGCUCAACGGCGAGGCUAGCACAUUCCUCAAGAAAAACGACUCACGCCUACGGCUCAACACAGUCGUCACAAAUGUCACUUACAGCGACACAGGAGUGACGGUUACUGACAGUCAUGGCGAUUGUGUCCAGGCUGACUACGCUAUUUGUACUUUUUCUGUCGGUGUUCUCCAAAAUGACGCUGUGUCGUUUGAGCCGGAAUUUCCGGACUGGAAGCAAGAUGGUAUCGAAGUCUUUGAUAUGGGUACCUACACCAAAAUAUUUCUUCAGUUUCCACCCGACAAAGUCUUUUGGCCCAAGGAUACACAGUACUUUCUUUACGCAGAUCCUACAGAGCGUGGAUGGUAUCCGGUCUUUCAAUCUCUAGAUACUCCUGGUUUUCUUGAGGGCUCCGGAAUUAUCUUUGUGACGGUCGUGCAUGACCAAUCAUAUAGAGCUGAAUCCCAGAGUGACGAGAAAACAAAAGAGGAAGUCAUGACAGUUCUUCGUGACAUGUAUGGCGCGGAAAAUGUCCCCGACCCUAUUGCAUUCAUGUACCCGCGCUGGAGUCUCGAGCCAUGGGCAUAUGGCAGCUACUCCAACUGGCCAUACGGUGUCACUCUUGAAAUGCACCAGAAUCUACGUGCAAAUGUUGGUCGACUGUACUUUGCCGGCGAAGCGACUAGUACAGAAUACUUUGGCUUCUUACAGGGAGCUUGGUACGAAGGACAGGGUGUUGGUAAGGUAGUGGCGGCCUGUGUGAAUAAUGCCAAGAGCCCCGCGUGUGUACAGGAGACACAUUAUGAGCCAUUGCAUGGGAGUACUCCGACCAGCGAGUACUCCUUCCAGAAUGGUUGGACGGUGACCAGUUUUCAAACAAACGGGGUCUAA